AUGGAGAAGGGGCUGUGGCAGCUGGCCCAGUGGAAAAUUGGGGGAGAAGGAGCCGGUUACAGACAGAGGAGCAAACUGUCUUUAUCACACUCCAUGAUCCAAGCUGCUAACAUCCACACUGAGCCCUACUUACCAGCCUUCUUCUCUCUUGCUGGAACCUCCUCUGUACUCGACCAGCAGCCUCAGCACCAUCCGACACUAUCUAUCAUCCAGACUGCAGCAAGGUGA
Saimiri boliviensis boliviensis (Bolivian squirrel monkey) is the source of this 228-nucleotide messenger RNA. NCBI's taxonomy places the organism in Eukaryota, Metazoa, Chordata, Mammalia, Primates, Cebidae. The record is from RefSeq and is a predicted model, not a curated record.